Molecule: messenger RNA, 3051 nt
Organism: Tachysurus fulvidraco (yellow catfish)
Lineage: Eukaryota; Metazoa; Chordata; Actinopteri; Siluriformes; Bagridae
Gene: map7d1b
Product: MAP7 domain containing 1b
Exons: 19
Coding region: 299-2500 (733 amino acids)
Biological process (GO): microtubule cytoskeleton organization
Cellular component (GO): microtubule cytoskeleton
Source: RefSeq, a predicted model, not a curated record
GGCAGGGUAACGGUGUGGGGUCUGCGCUCGGUCUCCUUCUGUUUUUAUACUUAAUUUUAACCAUAAACGAUUAAAAUAAACACAGAUUUCUUUUAUUUUCCGAAGCAGGACUGUUUGUUGUUAGAUUACUCGGUGAUAAAUCUGUGUUUGAUAUCGUAAUUCGGUCGGAAAGCCGCUUUUGUUCGUGUUUGCGGUUUUGUUCCUUUCUGGAUUUGACUGAUGGAAUGACGGAGUGUGUGGAGGAAGAGCAGAGAGCUUAAACACACACACACACACACACACACACACACACUGGGACAUGGAGAACAAAGAUCUGGAGAUGAGCUUGGAGGAGAAACUGACUCUGAGUGAUAAAGGUCUCAGUAGCUCUCGCAUAGACUCGACUCAGAGGCCAGAGAAGCAGAACGAGGAGCUCCUGAAAGCCGACGACACCACAGUCACCGAUUCCUCUCUGAUCACUGACCCGCCCUCCAAAACAGAACCAUCCGGAAAAUCGGGCAGCAGACCCAGCACGCCAGGAAACAGCACCACCCCUCAGAACAAAAAAGAUGGCAUGAGCUCGGAGCAGAAACAGAAGCUGGCUAAACAGAGGAGAGACGAGAGAGCCAAAUACCUGGAACAGAGAACGCAGGAGCAAGCGAUGAAGAAAGCUCAGUGGCUGGAGAAGGAGGAGAAGGCUCGGCGUCUGAGGGAGAGUCAGCUGGAGGAGAGGAGGAGGAGGCUGGAGGAGCAGAGACUCCGGGCGGAGAAACGCAGGGUUCUGCUUGAGGAGAAGCAGAGACAGAAACUGGAGAAGAACAAGGAGAGAUACGAAUCAGCUAUCAAACGCUCGACUAAGAAGACGUGGGCCGAGAUCAGACAGCAGCGAUGGUCCUGGGCUGGAGGACUGAACCAGACAUCUCGCAGAGAGAGCAGAUGCUCGUCCUCCACCGUAAACCUGCCACGGCAGACAGAGCCUGUCAUUAGCAACAGGCUGUCCAAGUCGUCUGCGACGCUGUGGAACUCGCCCAAACGAACUCGUAGUCUGCGCCUGAGCCCAUGGGAGAGUCGCAUCGUGGAGAGACUCAUGACCCCAACACUGUCUUUCCUGGCCAGAAGCCGCAGCGCCGCCACACUCCUGAACAGCAGCGACCCCAAUCAGUGUUCCCGGUCUCCGUCUGCGUCUCCGUUAGCCGCCUGCUCCCACCAGCACAACACAGACCGCUGGAGUUCAAGCACACCGGACAUCACACAGCGCCAACGCGGACGCAACUCCACACCGGCUAAAAAGGAGAAGAAGGACAAGGAGAGAGAGAAUGAAAAAGAGAAGAACGCCAUCAGUAAAGAGAAAGUGCAGAAGAAGAGACAGUCCCAGUCGAUCCCACGACCUGAACCUGAGCUCAGGAGUCGUCCCCUGUCCCCUAGUCCUACCAUAUCCCCCAAACCACCAUCCAUCUCCACCUCAGGACGAAAUCCUCCAGGGACUAAAAUUCGGCCCAGACGCCCUCAGACUCCGGCUCGAGUGCAGAAAGAAGAGAAACAAUCCGGACGUACUAAAGAUGCCAAGAUUCCUGCCAUCACAGUCUCUACCUCUCCGGUAACACCAGCUCCUGCCACGCAGCCAAUCACAGCACGUCCUCAGACCCCAGAGUCCACGCCCACUUCUCCACCUGACCCCACCCCUCCGGUUACCAAGUCAACAGCGGGUACUACAGACCCGGAGGAGGCGACCCGAGUGCUGGCAGAGAAACGACGGCAAGCUCGAGAGCAGAGAGAGAGAGAAGAGCAGGAAAGACUGGAGCAGGAGCAGAGAAACAGAGCUCUACAGGAAGAGCGUGCCCAGCGUGAGGAGGAGGAGAGGAAGCACAGAGAGGAAGAGGAGAGGUUAACGGCAGAGAGACAGCGUCUGCAAGAGGAGAAGGAAGCGCAGGAGAGAGCUCACGCCGAGCAGGAGGAGAACAUACGUCUCCAGAAACAGAGAGAGGAGGCGGAGUCAAAGGCUCGAGAAGAGGCGGAGCGUCAGCGUCUGGAAAGGGAGAAGCAUUUUCAGAAAGAGGAGCAGGAGCGUCUGGAGAGGAAGAAGCGUCUGGAGGAAAUCAUGAAGAGAACCCGUAAGAGCGACGCAGGAGACAAGAAAGAGGCCAAAGCUCCAGCGCAGAUCAACGGCAAAGACACAAGUUCCGUCACUGCUCUGAAUCCGUCAGUCAAUCACAGCAACGGCACUCCAGCUUUAAACUCCCAGGGACAGAUGAACACCAGCCCCGUGUCCUGGACCUCUGGACCUCCUGUAGUAAACGGUGUCCAGGACACCAGACACCACAACGGUCUGUCGUCUGACAGGACAGCUGACUUCGAGGAGAUCAUCCAGCUGACCAAUCACAACAUCAGCAACAGCAGCAACGGGCAGGGCCAAUCACAGAACAGCAUCACGCCCGACCCCAUCAAGGCUUUCGAAGGAGGGGAGCCCUUCAUUAUAAAGGCGGGGCCGAUGAAACCUCAGCACGUGGCAGAAGUGCUGUGAGGAAGCAGACGAGGCUUUACCGCCGUGUACACGAGGCAGAUGAAAGCUGGGAGUGUGUGUGUGCCAAACCGUCAGAGAGAGACCACUUUAACUGAAAGACAGAAAGACGUGGACCUUCAUCUUACUUAUGUACCAUAUAAGAAAAUAAACCCAGUGUUUUCUGUCUUUCUCACUGCGUAUGAUGGUGCAGCAGUGUUCAGUUUUAAUCCACAACGUCAUCCAGAGUCGUCGUGUUGCACCUUAAAGACUGCGUGACGGAAUUUAGAGACAAAAGUUGCAGAAGCAUUACGAUAUUUGAGUAUUGUUAUGAGAAUUAAUUAUUGUUAUUGUCGUUGUUCUUAUACUAUAUCAGUAUUUUUCUUUUCAAUUCAGAAAUGAACACAGUGUAUGUGUGUGUGUGUGUGUGUGUGUGUGUGUGUGUGUGUGUGUGUGUGUGUGUCUUGAAUUCUUGAGUUAUUUAACUUGAGACACAGCCGAGAAAGAGAGAGAGGUGAGGAUUGAUUAUGUAAAUGUAUAUUUGCCUGACCUGUGUAAUAAAUCUUUACUAAAAA